CGCGUUUGGGUCUCCUCAUUUAUUAUGAUGACCAGCGGGCUGGCCAGGUUAAAUAGGCUCAGGCUGGCGUCGCGGCAUCUGCCGCCCUCCCUCCCUUCUCCUCGCCCGGACAGGAGCCGGCAGCUGCCGCUGGACCAGCCACCUCCCUCCACCUCCUCCUUUCCCGGUGGCGGCGGGAGUGGUGGUGGUGGUGGAACCGCUCGAGGAGGGAGAGGUAGCGGCCGGAGGCAGAGUCGAGCAGCGCCCCGCAGCUCCAGCCGGCGGCUUGCGCGGACGGGCGGCGCGUAGAGUUCCCGCGCUCAGGAAUGGAGUCCAGGAAAGAGUGAAGCCGCGGCGGCUGGCUGGCCGGCCGGCCGGCAUCUGGGUUGGCGCGAGCAGCAUGGCAGACCCCGGGGCGCAUGAGCAGACACGGAAUAUGGGAACUCAGCACCAAAUAAAAGUGGAUGUUCCUGACCAUGUUCUAUACACUGUAGGCUCUUGUGUUCUUGUAAUCGGUUGUAUUGGAAUUGCAGGAAACCUCCUUGUCUUUUAUGCAUUUUACAGCAACAAGAGGCUGAGGACUCCACCGAACUAUUUCAUAAUGAAUUUAGCAGCAAGUGAUUUCUUGAUGUCUGCAACUCAGGCUCCCAUAUGCUUUCUCAACAGCAUGCACAGAGAAUGGGUCCUUGGAGAUACAGGUUGCAACCUGUAUGCUUUCUGCGGGGCACUCUUUGGAAUAACCUCAAUGAUGACCUUAUUAGCUAUUUCAGUUGAUCGCUACUGUGUGAUUACUAAGCCUCUGCAGUCCAUAAAAAGGACUUCAAAGAAGCGCACAUGUCUAAUCAUUGUUUUUGUCUGGCUCUACUCGCUGGGAUGGAGUGUGUGUCCACUUUUUGGGUGGAGUUCCUAUAUACCUGAAGGCUUGAUGAUAUCUUGUACUUGGGAUUAUGUGACCUAUUCUCCAGCAAACAGAAGUUAUACCAUGAUGUUAUGCUGCUGUGUGUUUUUUAUCCCACUGGUCAUCAUCUUCCAUUGCUAUCUAUUCAUGUUUCUGGCUAUAAGAAAUACUGGCAGGAAUGUUCAGAAAUUGGGAUCAACAUAUAACCGGAAAUCCUCUGUCUCACAAUCUAUAAAGAGUGAAUGGAAGUUGGCAAAAAUUGCCUUUGUGUCCAUUGUUGUGUUUGUCCUAUCAUGGUCUCCAUAUGCUUGUGUUACUCUCAUUGCAUGGGCUGGCUAUGCCAGGACUUUAACUCCAUAUUCUAAAUCUGUGCCUGCUGUUAUCGCCAAAGCUUCUGCAAUCUACAAUCCCAUAAUCUAUGCAAUUAUUCAUCCAAGAUACAGGAGAACAAUUCGAAAUACUGUUCCUUGCCUGAGGUUUCUUAUACGGAUAUCAAAAAGUGAUCUUUCAACAAGUUCUAUAAAUGACUCGUCGUUCAGGGCCUCUGUGUCCAGCCGUCAUUCUUUCGUUUCCAGGAACAAAAGCAGUUGCAUUUCCUCUAUUUCUGGUGCAGAAGCAGCUUGGAGUGAUGUGGAGCUUGACCCUGUUGAGGUGGGCCAAAAGAGGCAUCAAGGGUAUCGAAGUAACUCUUUUUCAACCAAAGCAACAGAAGAAACGAGUGGAUUACUCCUGAAGUCUCAUAGCUGCCCUUCACCUAUUAAAGAAAAGGUUGCUCUGUCCUCCAUCAGUUUGGAGGAACCACGUCGGCAGUCUUUAGGACCGAAGCCUCCAGAACUACUCCUCUUAAGCAGUUCUUUGAGAACAUGUUCUCUUCCAUUCGGAUUGAAUAGUAGCAGCACAGGGGAGAGUACAGAUACAUCUCAAGUAGAAGUUCAAGAAAGCCAAAUAAACGGAAGUCUAGACUCCUUCAUAAACCCUACCCUUCCACAAAUAGUUAUUGUUCCUACCUCAGAGACCACUCUCUCUGAAGGGCAAGCGGACCUUGGAAAUGGACAGGAAGAAAACGCUGAUUUAUUCUUCUCUCAAGGAAAGAAUCAUCUGUUGGACAUAGGAAGGCUUAGCUCCUCCACUGAACUUCUGGAAGCAAUUGAAACACUUCUGUCAUAAUUAUAGAAGAGAACAAUUCUCUGGUCUCCUGUACUGCUUCUUUGCAUUAUUAUACCAAAAAUAAACUCAAGAGCCUUGUAGAUUUAAAAAGAGCAUUUUUACUAUAUUUUUAAUGCACUUGUUAGACCAUUCCUGAAUUUUAUGCACUUUGCAGAAGAAAACUACAGUGAUAGAUGCUGAAGGCCCAAAGCAUAUGUAGCUUAGAUAGCAAGCAUUUGCCAGCCAAAUCACCUUGCAUUUCUUAGCAAAUGCAUUUGGGAUAGAUUUUCAAUAUUUUGAUACCUUUUUGAGCACUGCCAUAGCUGGAAUACCCAGCAAGAUUGCAGCCAGCCAUGGCUACAGAUUCUGAGGUUAAGUCACAAAAGAAGUCUAGGGUAAAGUUGCUAAUAUGUAUCUCACAAUGCACCAUCUCCAGUAAUUUCUCUAUCCUGAUUUCAACCCUCAGCUGAAAGAUGAUGGGUCCUUGCAAGCACGGCUGAGGAUCACAUGCUACAGUUGCUCAAAGACCUGGAACUUGUUGACUUUUCCUUCUGACUUGCCAAAUGGUCUGUUGACCAAUCAUCCUGAAACUGUGAUCAAAAGAAUGAGAAAUGAGAGUAACAAGUGGCCACUAGGAAUGUCCUGCUGUCAGACAAGCAUUCCAGUUCUUCUGAGAUAAUAAAUUAAUUUGGAAAAAGUUCCUGUAUGCAAUGAAAGUGACAAAAGCUAUGCAUAGGCAAUAUAUAGUUUAGCACAACUUGUAUGUCCAAAUGUAAAAACAUCAGCAUUCAUUAAAUCACUGGUGAUCAAAGACCUCUUCCUAUCCCAGUGGUAGCAGCUCAAUAAAAAAAUAACAGGAAGCAAGACUAUUGUGCAAAACUACUACAGUACUAGUACUUCUCCUAGUAGCAUUCUAACAGUGGCAGAGAAAAAAAGUUAGAUUGUGGUUAAUUAUGUGUGGCAUUUAGUACUGAAAUCACUGUUGAAUUCUCACAGUUGACUUUACUCACUAAUGACAAUAAUAAAAAAAACCA
Molecule: messenger RNA, 3057 nt
Organism: Pogona vitticeps (central bearded dragon)
Lineage: Eukaryota; Metazoa; Chordata; Lepidosauria; Squamata; Agamidae
Source: RefSeq, a predicted model, not a curated record